Stylonychia lemnae is the source of this 540-nucleotide messenger RNA. The record is from the annotation of a GenBank genome assembly. Lineage: Eukaryota; Ciliophora; Spirotrichea; Sporadotrichida; Oxytrichidae.
AUGAAAUCAAUUAAAUUUACAUACAAAGCAAAGACUUAUUUGUAGAUAGAAGGUGUAGAAUCUUCCUCUUAAUAUGCCAAUAAAUCUAUCUUUUGCUCAGUUUACAGAAAUUAAGAAAAGUAUUAUUGGAGCUCAAUUGGAUCCGAAAAUGAAUAAAAUUAAGAAUAUUUAAUCUAUAAACUUACUGGGAAUAAAGAUUCUUAAAAAGCAUUGAUAACUUCAGUUGUACUCUAAUUUAGGACUGUGAAAUACGCAUUCAAGAAAAUCUCUUUUACAUCAAAGUAAAUUCAAAUAGAAAUUGGAGAUGAGUUUGAUAAAUAUCACUAUAAAAGCAGAAAUUUUGAUGUUUAAUAAGAGAAUGGGAAUAAACAGACAUUUUCAAUUCUUCCUGAUGUAGUAUGCGGUGAAUUUAUAAAGAUAACCUUAUUAGGGAUUCCAAUAAAAUCAAGAGAUACUUGGCUUCAUCACAUUUAACUCAAGUAUAUUGGAAUUCGAGGUUAAAUAAUAAAUUAUUCAGACAAUAAUGAUGCCAUUAAAUGA